Didymosphaeria variabile is the source of this 1101-nucleotide messenger RNA. RefSeq lists its product as uncharacterized. NCBI's taxonomy places the organism in Eukaryota, Fungi, Ascomycota, Dothideomycetes, Pleosporales, Didymosphaeriaceae. The record is from RefSeq and is a predicted model, not a curated record. Bases 1 to 1101 code for a protein of 366 amino acids. The transcript is spliced from 4 exons.
AUGAGAUUCCCACCAGCAGAGGUCCGCGCGCACUGGCCCAAGCCGAACUAUGUCGACCCCGUUGUCCGAGGACCUGGCCUCAUGAUAGUCGAGCUGACCCUAGUGCCUAUUGCUCUCAUCUGUGUUAUCCUGCGGCUCUGGAUCCGGAUCGGAUGGCUUCACAAGAGUUGGUGGGAUGACUACCUUAUGGUGGUUGCCAUGAUCUUCUCUUGUCUCACAACGGCCUUGGUCAUCAUGGCGGUCCAGAUGUACGGAUGGAACCUCCAUGUUUGGGAUGCAACCAUUCCACUGUUGCAGAAUGGUCGAAAGGCAUCACUGGCCGGUCAGAGCCUCUUCGUUCUUGCGUCUAGCUUCGCCAAAAUGUCUAUCCUUGUCUCGUAUUUCCGCGUUGCGCCCCAGAAGUCGACAUUCCGCAAACUCGUUUGGGUCACCUUGGGCAUUGUAAUUGCAGCCUUCCUCACCUUCCUCAUCGCCCUCUGGUUGCAGUGCAUACCGAUCUCAAGCUACUGGACUCUGCUCGCUGGAGAUGGCGACUGCAUAGCCGAAGGUCCUCCCCUGGUUACCCAGACCGUGGUCAACGUUGUAACCGACUUCAUGAUAUACGCUCUUCCGAUCCCUACCCUGUUCAGCUUGUCGCUUCCCAUGAUCCAGCGCGUCGGUCUCGUUAUCCUUUUCUCCGUCGGCGGCGUCAUCGUCGUUGCCGGCAGCUUCCGCGCCUACUGGGUCCACUACGUCCUAUACGAGACAUACGAUACCACUUGGUAUGGUUAUGAGAUCUGGCUCUGGACUGCCAUCGAGACCAAUGUCGGAGUGAUGUGCGGAUGCAUUCCCGCGUUGAAACCUCUGCUCUUCCCUGUGAGGGCUCGCGCGAACGGCUCCAAAUAUGCCAACGGCUCGACCCAUAGCCGCAGGAAGGAGAAGGUGACGCCGGUCCUCGACCAAGUAGAGAUGGACACGCGCAAGUUGACCCAAACCGACUCAAGACCGGACACUGCUACUGCACACGUGCAAAUCAGCCACGGUCUGCGACCGAUGAGCGGGGCCACCGACAAGAGUCGGUUCGAUUACGAUAUAGAGCAACAGAAGACGUACAUGUACUGA